AUGGCGAGCCAAUAUCCCGGCCAUCAGCUAGACGACAUUCCCUCGACAAAUGUCUAUCGGCCUCCUCCCCGUCAUGAAGACGAUGAAGCAGAACAUGCUCUACUCCACCAAAACUCCGCAUAUCAGUCCCAAUAUGACGACCCUCACUCUCGACCUCUGACGCCGGGGCAAGAAUCAGUCUACACCUUGAACGAGUCCUACGUAGGAGGGGAUCCUUCAAAAGUGCCCGUGACCAGUUACAAUCCCCAAUACACUCAACCUUAUGGCCAAGGCUAUGGUAUGAACAAUUCGCGUCCAGGUUUUCCUACCCCGGGCCCUCCCGACCCUAUUGACCGGACGGAUUCAACCGAAGCGUGGAGGGAGAGACAAGCGCCGGGAUUCGGCACUAUCAAGAGAUAUGCUACGAGGAAAGUCAAACUGGUGCAGGGUAGCGUUCUGAGCAUUGAUUACCCUGUUCCCAGCGCCAUUCAGAAUGCCAUUCAAGCAAAGUACCGCAAUGACCUAGAGGGGGGCAGCGAAGAGUUCACACAUAUGCGGUACACCGCGGCGACAUGUGAUCCUGAUGAUUUCACCUUGAAGAAUGGGUACAAUCUGCGACCAGCCAUGUACAACCGGCAUACCGAGUUAUUGAUCGCCAUUACAUAUUACAAUGAGGAUAAGGUCUUAACGGCCCGCACCCUCCACGGUGUCAUGCAGAAUAUCCGGGAUAUCGUCAACCUGAAGAAAUCCGAGUUCUGGAACAAGGGCGGUCCAGCGUGGCAGAAGAUCGUCGUCUGUCUUGUGUUUGACGGCAUCGAUCCCUGCGACAAGAAUACUCUCGACGUUUUAGCCACGAUCGGAGUCUACCAAGACGGGGUCAUGAAGAAGGAUGUCGACGGCAAGGAAACUGUGGCUCAUAUCUUUGAAUACACAACCCAGCUUUCCGUUACUGCCAAUCAGCAACUCAUUCGGCCCAAUGACAACGACGCGACUUCCCUACCACCAGCACAGAUGAUAUUUUGCCUGAAGCAAAAGAACAGCAAAAAGAUCAAUUCUCAUCGAUGGUUAUUCAAUGCUUUCGGCCGCAUCUUGAAUCCCGAAGUCUGUAUCUUGCUCGAUGCAGGAACCAAACCGGGCUCGAAGUCGCUGAUGGCACUGUGGCAGGCGUUUUACAAUGACAAAGACUUGGGCGGUGCUUGUGGUGAAAUCCAUGCCAUGUUGGGACCCGGCGGCGUUUUUGGAAGGAAGCUUUUGAACCCCUUGGUGGCAGCACAAAAUUUCGAGUACAAGAUCAGCAACAUCCUCGACAAGCCCCUGGAAAGCUCGUUCGGUUAUGUCAGUGUCUUGCCCGGUGCAUUCUCUGCCUAUCGCUUCAGAGCUAUCAUGGGUCGCCCUCUUGAACAAUAUUUCCACGGUGAUCACACUCUUUCCAAGAGACUAGGCAAGAAGGGGAUCGAAGGCAUGAACAUUUUCAAGAAGAACAUGUUUUUGGCCGAAGAUCGUAUUUUGUGCUUUGAGCUGGUCGCCAAAGCCGGGUCGAAAUGGCAUCUGUCCUACGUCAAAGCCUCCAAAGCUGAAACAGAUGUGCCAGAAGGCGCUCCCGAGUUCAUCGGCCAGCGUCGACGUUGGUUGAACGGCUCCUUUGCUGCAUCCAUCUACUCUUUGAUGCAUUUCUCGCGCAUGUACAAGUCUGGUCAUAACUUGAUUCGGAUGUUUUUCCUCCACAUCCAGAUGAUCUACAACAUUGUUUCGGUUUUGCUGUCCUGGUUCUCCCUCGCCUCCUUCUGGCUGACGACCAAGGUUUUGAUGGAUCUCGUGGGUCAACCCAGUACCAGCAAUGAUAACUCGGCCUUCCCGUUCGGCAACACAGCGACGCCAAUCAUCAACACAAUUCUUCAAUACUUGUACCUGGCGUUUCUGCUCUUGCAAUUCAUCCUGGCCCUGGGAAAUCGACCCAAGGGUUCGAAAGUCGCUUACAUCAUCUCAUUCUGUCUCUUCGGCCUCAUUCAGCUCUACGUCAUCGUAUUGUCGAUGUAUCUGGUGGUACGAGCCUUCACCACCAAGAAUGGGACUGACAUCGUUACGAACGAAGGGGCGAAUGAGUUUGUCAAGUCCUUCUUCGCGUCGACCGGCCCCGGAAUUGUCAUCAUUGCCCUUGCCGCAACAUUUGGACUGUACUUUGUUGCCUCCUUCCUAUACAUGGAUCCGUGGCAUAUGUUUACGUCCUUCGCCCAGUACCUGCUCCUCAUGCCAUCAUUCAUCAACAUCCUGAUGAUCUACGCUUUUAGUAAUUGGCAUGAUGUGUCUUGGGGAACCAAGGGCUCAGACAAGGCCGAUGUUCUGCCUUCGGCACAGACCAAGAAGGACGAAAAGAGCAAGACUGCAGUCGUCGAAGAAGUUGAUAAACCUCAAGCAGACAUUGACAGUCAGUUUGAGGCGACUGUUCGGCGUGCUUUAGCUCCUUACAAACCACCUGAGGAAAAGGAAGAGAAGACUUUGGAAGACUCGUACAAGAACUUCCGAACUCGACUGGUGGCCACUUGGAUCUUUUCGAAUGCUCUUCUGGCUGUUGCCAUCACCAGUGACAGUCUUGAUCGAUUUGGAUUUACGGUAAGAUAA
This is a messenger RNA of Exophiala dermatitidis NIH/UT8656, 2598 nucleotides long. RefSeq names its product chitin synthase 3. The record is from RefSeq and is a predicted model, not a curated record. The coding region runs from base 1 to 2598 and encodes 865 amino acids. Gene Ontology annotation, cellular component: cell septum; cell periphery. The transcript is spliced from 2 exons. Lineage: Eukaryota; Fungi; Ascomycota; Eurotiomycetes; Chaetothyriales; Herpotrichiellaceae. Gene Ontology annotation, molecular function: chitin synthase activity.